Scylla paramamosain (green mud crab) is the source of this 4961-nucleotide messenger RNA. RefSeq lists its product as uncharacterized. The transcript is spliced from 6 exons. The coding region runs from base 589 to 1344 and encodes 251 amino acids. NCBI's taxonomy places the organism in Eukaryota, Metazoa, Arthropoda, Malacostraca, Decapoda, Portunidae. The record is from RefSeq and is a predicted model, not a curated record.
ACGCACGGAGCAACACUCCUGUCUUUACUCUCUCUAUACGAGAGCUCUACUGAAUUAUUGACUGAGAGAGUAUGUGUAGGUCGACUUGGGUCAAGACCUGACACUCCUUAAUAAGCACCCUGACACAGGCUUAACUCGAGCUAACCUGACUCAUCAUAGCCCAACCCAUACGGACCUGACUCUCCUUAGUAACUAUGGGACCUCAUCCCAACCCCAACAUAAAAGAGGGGUCAUACAUACAUUCCAACAUAGCGAAAUACUUCCAUGACGUGUUUCAUCUCUGCCCUGCAGUUGCUGCCUAUCCUACGACAAUAUGGCCGCCUGACAGUUGGGUGGCUUCACCCAGGACGCCUCAAGGCCACUCCAACCUUCCUAUCUCAAUGGACUGCCAUGUGUAGGCCUGCUGGUCAGCCCUCAACAUUACACAGACUACGGUGGAGGGAUGGCCCGGAUGAGACGAAUGACAGAAUCAGCAGGGAGGCGGUGGAGAAAUGUCUGGAAAGACAGAAGAAAUGGGAAGGCAGCAGAACCAGACGAGUUGCCGAUCCAAAGGCAUGGCUGAGGAGCAUGGAGCUAUAAUAUACAUCAAUGCCCGGGAGUGAUCCCGAGCCACCUGUAGCGACAUUAUCAAGAUCAAGAUCACUGGCGCCAAUAGUCCCUGUUUAUGGUCACGGUGGAGGGAUCAGAGGCGGCGUCCGCGUGGUGCUGUGGUCAGUGGUCAGGGCACGCCGAGUGUGCGGCAGAUUGCGCCUGUGUUUGAGCUGGCCUGGGUCACCUGUGGCCACCUGGUCACCUGUCUACUCUGUGUCUGGUGGAGGGAACAGAGGCGGCGUCCCCGUGGUGCUGUGGUCAGUGGUCAGGGCCCGCCGAGUGUGCGGCAGAUUGCGCCUGUGUUUGAGCUGGCCUGGGUCACCUGUGGCCACCUGGCGGAGUGGCGGUGCCUCCCUGGCCUCACCUGAGGGCGUGCAGCAGGACACCAGUGGUGAGAGAGCAAGACCCAACCAGCAAAUUCCCCAUCCAUUCUGCCCCAGAGACCCUCAGCAGGACAUCAGUGGUGAGAGACAAAAAGACCCGACCAGCAAGCCCUCCCAUCCAUUCUGCCCCAGAGUCCAUCAGGUUAUUGGCCGGCAUGUCCUCCUGUCCAUUCUACCCCAGAGCCCCUCAGGUAUGUGGCCGGCAAGUCCUCCCGUCCAUUCUGCCCCAGAGCCCCUCAGGUGCCAGAUUGGCAUCCAGUGGCGGGACUCCCUCUGUGCAUCCUCGGUGCAGCCCCAGUGUUCCUGCAGAACUGACCACUACCAAGAGCAGUGUUGCAAUGGAGGAUGUGAUGCCAGGCAGCAGCAGUAGCAGCAGUAUGAACAGAUGGGAACAGUUGCUCUUCUAGACAGGGUGGAAUCAAAAGCUUUUCGUCUCAUCAACUCCUCUCCUCUCAGUGACUUUCUUCAGCCUCUCUCUCACUGCCGCAAUGUUGCAUAUCUAGCUGUCUUCUACUGCUAUUUUCAUGCUAACUGCUCUUCUGAUCUUGCUAACUGCAUGCCUCCUCUCCUCCUGCUAACUCUGUACAGGGGCCUUUUCCGUCCAUGUAUGGAGUAUGCUUGACAUGUCUGGGGGGUUCCACUCAUACUGCUCUUCUAGACAGGGUGGAAUCAAAAGCUUUUCGUCUAAUCAACUCCUCUCCUCUAACUGACGGUCUUCAGCCUCUCUCUCACUGCCACAAUGUUGCAUAUCUAGCUGUCUUCUACCGCUAUUUUCAUGUUAACUGCUCUUCUGAUCUUGCUAACUGCAUGCCUCCCCUCCUCCCGCGGCCUUGCUGCACAAGACUUUCUUCUUUCUCUCACCCCUAUUCUGUCCACCUCUCUAACACAAGAGUUAACCAGUAUUCUCAAUCAUUCAUCCCUUUCUCUGGUAAACUCUGGAACUCCCUGCCUGCUUCUGUAUUUCCACCUUCCUAUGACUUGAAUUCCUUCAAGAGGGAGGUUUCAAGACACUUAUUCAUCAAUUUUUGACCACUGCUUUGACCCUUUUAUGGGACUGGCAUUUCAGUGGGCAUAUUUUUUAUUGGAUUUUUGUUGCCCUUGGCCAGUGUCCUUCCUACAUAAAAAAAAAUAAAAAUAAAAAACCACAAGUGUGACCACUGCAGGAAGACAUUUGCCCAGAAGAGUCAUCUUGCCUCACACAUCCUCACCCACACUAGGGAGAGAAUGUUCCAGUCCCUGGAGUGUGGGAAAAGAUUUACCAGGAAGGGUUCCCUUGACAGACACAUCCUCACCCACACUGGGGAGAGAAAGUUCCAGUGCGUGGAGUGUGGGAAAAGAUUUACCAGGAAGGAUUCCCUUGACAGACACAUCCUCACCCACACUGGGGAGAGAAAGUUCCAGUGCCUGGAGUGUGGGAAAAAAUUUACUCGGAAAGGUCAUCUUGACACACACAUCCUCACCCACACUGGGGAGAGAAAGUUCCAGUGCCUGGAGUGUGGGAAAAGAUUUAUCCAUAAAGGUUAUCUUAACAAACACACCCUCACCCACACUGGGGAGAAAAAGUUCCAGUGCCUGGAGUGUGGGAAAAGAUUUAUCCAUAAAGGUGAUCUUAACAAACACAUCCUCACCCACACUGGGGAGAGAAAGUUCCAGUGCCUGGAGUGUGGGAAAAGAUUUAUCCAUAAAGGUGAUCUUAACAAACACACCCUCACCCACACUGGGGAGAAAAAGUUCCAGUGCCUGGAGUGUGGGAAAAGAUUUACUCUGAAAGGUCAUCUUGACACACACAUCCUCACCCACACUGGGGAGAGAAAGUUCCAGUGCCUGAAGUGUGGGAAAAGAUUUACUCAGAAAGGUCAUCUUGACAGACACAUCCUCACCCACACUGGGGAGAGAGAGUUCCAGUGCCUGGAGUGUGGGAAAAGAUUUACUCGAAAAGGUCAUCUUGACACACACAUCCUCACCCACACUGGGGAGAGAAAGUUUCAGUGCCUGGAGUGUGGGAAAAGAUUUACUCUGAAAGGUGAUCUUAACAAACACACCCUCACCCACACUGGGGAGAGAAAGUUCCAGUGCCUGGAGUGUGGGAAAAGAUUUAUCCAUAAAGGUGAUCUUAACAAACACAUCCUCACCCACACUGGGGAGAGAAAGUUCCAGUGCCUGGAGUGUGGGAAAAGAUUUAUCCAUAAAGGUGAUCUUAACAAACACAUCCUCACCCACACUGGGGAGAGAAAGUUCCAGUGCCUGGAGUGUGGGAAAAGAUUUACUCUGAAAGGUCAUCUUGACACACACAUCCUUACCCACACUGGGGAGAGAGAGUUCCAGUGCCUGGAGUGUGGGAAAAGAUUUACCAGGAAGGGUUCCCUUGACAGACACAUCCUCACCCACACUGGAGAGAGAAAGUUCCAGUGCCUGGAGUGUGGGAAAAGAUUUACCAGGAAGGGUUCCCUUGACAGACACAUCCUCACCCACACUGGGAAGAGAAAGUUCCAGUGCCUGGAGUGUGGGAAAAGACUUACCCAUAAAGGCAGUCUUGACAGACACACCCUCACCCACACUGGGAGAUAGUAAAGUGGCCGUCUUCUACAACAAGGACAUUCCAGCAGGGAGACACACACACAAGGUGUGUGUGUCUGAUGUUGUUAUCUGAUGACCUGAUAUUGUUAUCUGGAACAAAGAAGAGAAAACAGCCAAAAUGAUAGAUGUUGCAGUCCCCAGUGACUGUGGCCUCAGUAGAGCUGAAAGGAAAAAAAUUACAAAAUAUCAAGACCUAAGAAAUGACCCACAUACAACGUGGUCACUGACGGACGUCGGUAUAACACCAGUGGUGGUGGCGGCGACAGGGCUGAUGAAGAAAAACCCGGAGAGCUGCCCUGAGGCAAUCCCUGGUCCCCCAAGUGCCCACGAGGUACAAACAGCUGCGGUCAAGGGAACAGUUGCUGUCCUGAAGAGAGUCCUCAGAUACACUGCUAACACUGCUUAGGGUGUAACUUUAGACCCCAGGCUUGGGGCCCAUUGCACUCACCAAACAAUGAAACAAGAAAAUGCAGAAAACAGGGAGAGAAAGUUCCCAGGCCUGCAGUGUGGGAAAAGAUUUGCCCUGGCAAUACCAGUGGUGACUUGUGGGUGUGGUGUGGUGACUGGCCACAUUACUGCCACAAACCAGCUGGCAAUACCAGUGGUGACUUGUGGGUGUCGUGUGGUGACUGGCCACAACAUUACUGCCACAAACCAGCUGGCAAUACCAGUGGUGACUUGUGGGUGUGGUGUGGUGACUGGCCACAACAUUACUGCCACAAACCAGCUGGCAAUACCAGUGGUGACUUGUGGGUGUGGUGUGGUGACUGGCCACAACAUUACUGCCACAAACCAGCUGGCAAUACCAGUGGUGACUUGUGGGUCUGGUGUGGUGACUGGCCAAAAGGUUUAUCCUGCAAUGUAAUGUUGACAAACAUCCUCACCCACACUGUGGUAAGGAAGUACAGGUGUGGUGUUUGUGGCAGUGUUUGUGUAGCAAGAGUGGUGUUGCCAGACACAUCCAAACACACCUGUGGGGGGUGAGGUGUUGUGGUUGUGGUGGUGGUGUGUGAGGGACUUGGAGUGACUAGUGUUUGUGUGUUGUUACUUUGUACUCAAGUGUUGGAACAAACUUUUGUUGCUAGAAUGCUGAGUUAUGUUGUUAACAGUAUUUAAUGUGUGUGUGUGUGUGUGUGUGUGUACAAAAUGGCCAGUAUUAAUCCUCACAUGACAAACACAGCAGUGGAUGACUGGAAUAGACUCAGUAGUCAGGUUGUUAGUGCAGAGUGAGUCAUUACAGAGCUUUGAAUUGUUAGACAAGUGUUUGGACAGGGAUGACAGGUGGAAACAGACAGGUGUGUUUUGUACAGGGACUGCCACGUGUAGGCCUGAUGGCUUCCUGCACCAACCCUUGUGUUCUUGUGUACUACUACUACUACUACUAUUAAUAAUAAUAAAACACUUAAUUUC